ACCCGGGGGCGCGGGGCUGGACGGAGCAGCCGUUGAGCUCAAGCUGGGUGUGUGUGCGCGCCGGGUGGAUCGCCUCGCUUCCCCUCCCCAAGGGUUUAAAACAAACAAAAAAAAACACACACCACAUUUUUCCAACCAAUUAGUUCGCCACUUCUAAAAGAUCGCCAUGGAUGAUGAUAUUGCUGCACUCGUCGUAGACAAUGGCUCCGGAAUGUGCAAGGCCGGUUUUGCUGGGGACGAUGCCCCUCGUGCCGUCUUCCCCUCUAUCGUGGGUCGCCCCAGACAUCAGGGUGUGAUGGUUGGUAUGGGCCAGAAAGACAGCUAUGUCGGUGACGAGGCACAGAGCAAAAGAGGCAUCCUGACCCUGAAGUAUCCUAUUGAACACGGCAUUGUCACCAACUGGGAUGACAUGGAGAAGAUCUGGCACCACACCUUCUACAAUGAGCUGAGAGUGGCCCCUGAAGAACACCCUGUGCUGCUGACAGAGGCUCCCCUGAACCCCAAAGCCAACAGAGAGAAGAUGACACAGAUCAUGUUUGAGACCUUCAACACCCCAGCCAUGUACGUUGCCAUCCAGGCUGUGUUGUCUCUGUAUGCCUCUGGCCGUACCACCGGUAUCGUGAUGGACUCUGGUGAUGGUGUCACCCACACUGUGCCCAUCUAUGAAGGCUAUGCCCUGCCCCACGCCAUUCUCCGUCUGGAUCUGGCUGGCCGUGACUUGACCGACUACCUCAUGAAGAUCUUGACCGAGAGAGGCUACAGUUUCACCACCACAGCAGAGAGAGAAAUCGUGCGUGACAUCAAAGAGAAACUGUGCUACGUCGCGCUGGACUUCGAGCAGGAGAUGGCCACAGCUGCAUCUAGUUCCUCCCUGGAAAAGAGCUACGAACUCCCCGACGGUCAGGUGAUCACCAUUGGCAACGAGAGGUUCAGGUGCCCAGAAGCCCUCUUCCAGCCCUCUUUCUUGGGUAUGGAAUCCUGUGGCAUCCAUGAAACCACCUUCAACUCCAUCAUGAAGUGCGACGUGGACAUCCGUAAAGACUUGUAUGCCAACACUGUCUUGUCUGGUGGUACCACCAUGUACCCAGGCAUUGCUGACAGAAUGCAGAAGGAGAUCACAGCCCUGGCACCCAGCACAAUGAAAAUCAAGAUCAUUGCCCCACCGGAGCGUAAAUACUCUGUCUGGAUUGGCGGGUCUAUCCUCGCCUCCCUGUCCACCUUCCAGCAGAUGUGGAUCAGCAAGCAGGAAUACGAUGAGUCUGGACCCUCCAUUGUGCACCGCAAAUGCUUCUAAAAACAGGACUAGUUUUACCACAAUAACAUUUUUCCUUUUUUUCUUUUUGACAAAACCCAUAACUGCGCAUAAAAAAACAAGAGUUGAGAUUGGCAUGGCUUUUAUUUGUUUUCUUUGGCGCUUGACUCAGGAUCUAAAAACUGGAAUGGUGAAAAAGUUUUUGACAGCAGCAGUCUCAAAAUAAAUAAAAUAAAAUAAAAAAAUAAUAAAGUGUUUUGGAGCGAACGUCCCCCAAAGUUCUACAAUGCAUCUGAGGACUUUGAUUGUACAUUUGUGUUUUUUUAAAAUAGUCAUUCCAAAUAUUGUAUAAUGCAUUGAGAGGAAGUCAAACCGGUCUCUUGGGGAGGCAGCAGCCCUGCUCUGCAGAACAGAAAUACCCGUCUGUUCUUAGAAAAGUAUUGCUUGUAUGUAAAUCAUGUAAACCCAACAAGUGUCUUUCUGUAUCUUGCGCCUUAAAACAAAACACACUUGGUCCUCUUUGAUUUUUGUCAGGCAAAAACAACAACAAAAAUGGGCUAUGGAGGUUUCUCUUCUUCCCAAUCUAUAUGUGAAGGCUUACAGUCUACCCCACUCCUUCCCCUCCCAUAGGGGAGUCGUCUUUACAGAAAUUGGUGCCAGUAUGUAAGUGGGAUACAGUGGGGGCGAAACUGUACACUGACUAAAGAACAGAUCAAUAAAGAUGCACACAAAUAGA
Molecule: messenger RNA, 1988 nt
Organism: Hemicordylus capensis (graceful crag lizard)
Lineage: Eukaryota; Metazoa; Chordata; Lepidosauria; Squamata; Cordylidae
Gene: ACTB
Product: actin beta
Exons: 6
Coding region: 167-1294 (375 amino acids)
Source: RefSeq, a predicted model, not a curated record